Molecule: messenger RNA, 279 nt
Organism: Penicillium argentinense
Lineage: Eukaryota; Fungi; Ascomycota; Eurotiomycetes; Eurotiales; Aspergillaceae
Exons: 2
Coding region: 1-279 (92 amino acids)
Source: RefSeq, a predicted model, not a curated record
AUGUCACGAGUUCAGCAAUACUGGCUGCCGGGGUACGGACUGUCUCGCCACAUCGUGCUAGGGCACAUUCAUUACUUCCUCGGUCCAUCUGCAUCAGUCAGACCGUAUAGCUACCAGCCUUUCAUUACUGUGGUAGGGACGCGAAGGUUACCUUGUCGUAGGGGUGCCGAUUACACGGGUCUGUUUGCAUCACAGGACAGCAGCGGCGACCACAACAAGCUGACGUACUCCACUGCAGGAACAAAUCGAAGAUCUCGCAGCCAUGUCUCGAGAAUAUGA